AUGGCCAAGCAGCCCCCCGAGGUGAAGGCGCGACGCGACGGCGAGGGCGGGCGGCUGCCGGCGGCGGAGGGGCCGGGCCCGGGCGCGCAGCUGCGCCCCGGCGCUCCCGCUGCCCUGCCCGGGGCUGGCCCGGUGUCCGCGGCCGCCGCGGCGCGGGGCCCGCCCGCCAGCCCCGGCCCCUUCGCCACCCGCUCGCCGCUCUUCAUCUUCGUGCGGAGGUCGCCGCUGCUGCCGCGCUCCUCCAGCGGGUACUUCUCGUUCGAAGCCGAGCGCAGCCCCGCGCCCCUGAGCUGCGACAAGGCCACGCAGACCCCCAGCCCGCCCUGCCAGGCGCUCAGCCACUGCCUCAGCGCCAUGGCUUCCCGGUGGCAGUCCCACUCUCCGGCCGAAGAGGUGCAGCCAGAGAUCUGGAUCGCGCAGGAGCUGCGGCGCAUCGGCGACGAGUUCAAUGCCUCCUAUUGUCCACGCAGGGUCAUGAUCUUGCGCCUGCUGCGUUACAUCAUCAGCCGCAUCUGGAGGCUCCAGUGAGAGCGCCCGGCGCAUCCCGAGCCACCAGGACUGAAUUCCUCGCUGGGAAAGCCCGGGAAGGACGGACUCAUGGAUGGAUGUGGGGCUCCCACCCUGCCUCUCUCACCCCCAGGACACGUGGCAGGAUGAGGGUGGACAUCCCAUUCCGACCGCGGCGUUCUUAUGGCAGAGUGGUGUUUACUCGGUGUUUCUCUCCACUCUUUUUAUUAAUUUUUUUGCCUUUUUUUUUUCCCCCAAAAGAGUCUCAGCGAAAAUGUGGAAUCAUGUUUUGUCAUCGUUCCUGGAAUUCUGUGGCAUGAGCCCAUGGCAGGAAUGAGGGAAACCUGAGCCAGCUGAUGGGCAGAGCCCUCGGAGUUUGCCUUGCAGAGGCUCGGAUUCCUCCCCUCUCCCUUUGCCUCUGGGGCAUUUGCCCUAAAAAAGGCUGGAAAAAGGGCAGAGGGAUUUAAUAUCAGCACUUCUUUUACCUGUAAAUACCUAAUGCUACCCCAAAUCCAACUUCAUUUGCAUAAUGCAAAUCAGCCUAUUUCCUGCUGACUGAUUUUUAAAUUUUUUUUUUUUUGCGUUUUGAUAUCUCUAUUUUUUUGAUCCACUCUGAAUUUCAAGACUUUGCUGUCGAACUCCAGGGUCCAAACCAUCACAACCAACCAACCAACCAAACCCCAAGCCACCAGGUUGCCUUUUUUUAAAGAAAUUCUUUCUAUAAAACGUGUGAAAACGCUUCUGUAGUGUCUGCUAUCAGAUGUGGGGGACUGAGUAAUCCAGCAAUAAACCGUUCCGGAGGCAGGGAGCAGCUCCCAGAGCGCCGCAGCCAGAGGCGACGGCAGCAGGACCUGUUGGGAGUCGUGGCUGUCAAAAGAGGUUUCCAAGAUGGUGUUUUCCUGGGAUCCUCUCCGUGUUUGGACGGGGAUGAGCACCCAGAUGCAGAUGGAAGGAUGCCAGCCCGACACGGAUCUAUCCAGGACAUUCCAAGGGGAUCUGACUGCUCUGUGUCCUCCCAGAGAAGUUCCCAGGUGCUCCAUGUCCCAGGGCCUCUCCCCUUCCCUCCCUGGAGCCAUGGAUCCACGGGUGUUCCCCUUCCCAGCAGAUGUUUUUGGGGGAUUGGCUGCUCCAGCCAUCCCAUAUCUAUGCACAAACAUCCCCCUUCCCUCAGGCUGGUGCAGGUGCUCCCCAAAAGCUGCGGGGUUGUUUCUGGUCUCACCAGCAGCAUAGGAAAAGAAAAGAAGGAAAACCCCAUCCCAAGCCCCCCUUGGAGCGGUUCUUCCCACAGGGAGAAGCUGCUGAGUGCCAUGGAUGAUAAUUAGUGUUAAUUAAUGAUGGACAGACCCCAGUGGGACCUCUCUGCCUGGCGGGUCAGAGCGGGGCCUCCCCUCCUGCUCCUGGAGGAUCAUGGAGGUGGUUUUAACCUCGAUUGCCAAUUUUAUUCCCUUUUUUUCCUUGGAAGUGCAAGGUGAGCAGCGGUUGCAGGAGCAGGGAGUGUUUUGGGAAGGGCAUUUUGGAGCCCUUUGUGGGGAACCUUUGCACUGGUGGAGAGUGAGCGGUUCAAAUAACGAGGGAGCUUGGCCAGGGCAGAUCCUGCUCCUCAUCCCUUGGGAUUUACCUCUGGCUUUGGCUCACCGUGGCUGUGCUGCCCCAGUCAGCCCUACCAGCUGCCACCAGGGAUUUCCCAUGGAAUUCCACUGGUAAAAUUAGAAUUAAAGGAUAAAACUUGGCAGCAGGGGUGGGGAGACCCAGUGAGAUUUUUUCUUUUUUCCUCCCAGUUGAGUUCCAUCAUUGCUGGUGGAUGAAAUGGUGCUUUGGGAUCUCCCAGCUUUGGGCAUCCCAGAAUGUGUCCCUUGGAGUACACCAAAGAAUCACCAAAGAGCACUUUACCCUGUCCUCCCAUGGAGACAAAUUCAUUUUAAUGAAAAAAAAAACUCAAUAUAUUGGCAAAGUCUCCCAGGGCCUUCUCCACAGGAGGAGUUCCCAGCCAAAAAUCAUAGGAAAAGGAACCCUCAAAAAAUAGGAUUCCUGUGGCAUUGUGAGGUUUAGUGAGAAAAAGCCCCCAAAAACGCCUCAAAACAGAAGAAUUAUAUAAAACAGGGAUUUAUGCUCCUUUCAGCCAUGUUGGCUGCCUGCUCUGGGUCGUGUUUAAGUGUAGCCUGUGCUCUGUGUUGCACCAAAAGGAUGAAGAGUUUUCCUUGGAAACCAGAUUGAUCCUGUUCUUGCUUCUCCUCUUUUGCACCAAACUGUAAAUACUCAAAUAUUUAUUAGAGUAGAGUACCGUAUUAUUUUCAUCAUCUGAGCCAAAUAUCUGUGUGCAAUGUACUCCCUCUCCUUUCUCUCCUGUAAGUUUUGUACAGCUUAGAAAUACUUUAAAAAAAAAACUAAAAAAAUUUU
Agelaius phoeniceus (red-winged blackbird) is the source of this 2904-nucleotide messenger RNA. It is a transcript of the gene BCL2L11, whose product is annotated as BCL2 like 11. Gene Ontology annotation, biological process: meiosis I. NCBI's taxonomy places the organism in Eukaryota, Metazoa, Chordata, Aves, Passeriformes, Icteridae. The record is from RefSeq and is a predicted model, not a curated record.